GCGAAGAAGAGUAGAUGUUGCAAGUGCGGUGAUAUGUGCCUCUGACGUUUCGUUAGUGAGAUUCACAAAAGAAAGUUUCUAAAAGAGUGAUUGGCUAACUAUGAAGGAAAAAUUUUUCUGUAAGCAUAUACAGAAAGCAGUUUAAUUUAUUUGGUAUUCACAUUGCGCGGAAGUGACUUCAGUAGAGGCGGUGUUUCUGCUGGAAGCACGACGUGUUGGCGCUUGAAACUGAAGGAGUUCUGCGAGUGAAAAACCAGAAAUGUCAGGAGAUCAAGAUAUUUGAAGAUAGUGUGUGUGUGUGUGUGUGUGUGUGUGUCCGUCCUGAAGGAGUUGCCAUGGUGCUGGAAGUUCUCGCAAGCGUCUCGCACUUUGCAGUAACGACGCCUGCGCUGGUGGGCAUCUGUCUCGGAGCGACGCUGUUCCUCGUCACAGUAGCGGCGGUCACUUGCUUCUGCUACCGGCGCCACUCCAAACCCUUGCAGGGUGGCAAGAAGGGAGUUAGAGGAGGUCCUGACAAACCCCUGGCCCUUCAGCAACACCGGCGUCCCACAGCUGUGAAGAGCCCAGCAGGGUCGGUUGGCACGCACUACCUCAAGAAGAGCCCUAGCCCCACGGGCGGCGCGCGCAGUCCUCCUGGAUCUGGUGGGUCCGGCACUGCGACUCCCACGGUGGGCAACUUGUCACCGCCACAGUCGGGCAGCAGUCCGGUGACCGACACAACCAUUGGCGAUGUGGCAGUUCCGAAAGAAACAUUCCAUACAGAAAACGAGCUGCAAGAUAAGCCGACCACUCCAUCUAAGGAGGAGCUGGAGACGAACGAGAAGAACCUAACAAACAGUGAGGGCGGCGUCGGUGUCGGGGUCGGCAGACUGGGACAACUCGUCUUCAAACUCAGGUACAAGAACGAAAAGAAUGCACUAGUAGUGAGUGUGGUGAAAUGUCGUGAUCUACCAGCCAAGGACCCAAACUUGGGUAGCAGCGAUCCAUAUGUGAAGCUCCAGCUCUUACCUGACAAGCAGCACAAAGUGAAGACCCGUGUGCUACGCAAGACAUGCAACCCUGUAUAUGAUGAAGACUUCACUUUCUAUGGUAUCAACUUCAACCAGCUGCAGAGUAUCACGUUGCACUUUGUGGUUCUGAGUUUUGAUCGCUACUCCCGAGAUGACAUCAUUGGGGAAGUGUUCUGCUGUUUGGGUACUGUUGAUCUUUCACAGGCUGAAAACCAGAACCUAACUCUUUGUCGUGAGAUACAUCCUAGGAGCCUCAAGAUCCGAGCACAGGGCCGUGGUGAACUUUUGGUAUCAUUGUGCUGGCAGCCUGCAGCAAACAGACUUACAGUAGUUGUACUCAAGGCUCGAAAUCUGCCAAAAAUGGAUGUCACCGGAUUAGCAGAUCCUUAUGUGAAGAUGUAUCUGUUGUACAAUAGCCAGCGAAUAGCCAAGAAAAAGACUCACGUCAAGAAACGCACACUGAACCCAGUGUUCAAUGAAUCGUUUGUGUUUGAUAUUCCUGUGGGUACUGAGGGUCUGGACAACGUUAGCCUUGAAUUCCUGCUGCUUGACUGGGACCGAGUCACAAAGAAUGAGGUAAUUGGAAGACUUGAGUUAGGAGCAGCCAAGAGCACAGGGUCUGCAUUGCAUCACUGGAAUGAAGUGUGCAACUCCCCUCGUCGUCAGAUCGCAGAGUGGCACAAGCUGCGAGAGUAACUAAGUUUAGUGACAGAAUUUUUGUGUAGAACAUCUCCAUGAUUUCCAUCAUCUGUAAGAGGUAAUCUUGAAGCAAUUCAGUAUAUUGCUUACCAGCCACAUGGUCUUGCAAGACUAUCUCGCAUAUACCGGGGUUCAAAAAUGAUUCCCAUUAUCAAGACUUGACCUACAUGUGUAUAUAAGACCUGACUGAUCAGUUUGUUUCCUGAGAAAUAAUGGCAGGCAGAACUCUGGACUAAGUAGUGGCGUGCUGUGCAUGGAAGCAAGGGAAGCAUUGCUUCUGUAGUUAAGAAAAGAAAAGAAAAAAGUCAUCAAUAAUAAUUCAAUUUGAAUAAUAAGGAUGUGAAUAUUUUCAUGUUCUGAAAAUUUUAGCGCGUAGUCAUGGUCAAGGCCACAUGCCUUCUCCGACUGUUCCUUUUCCCUGCUUGGUGGGACGGACCAAGUUUCCUUUCGUUAAACUUCAUACGAAUUCGUCUCACCCGAAGUGGGAAGGGAAGAAACUUUCGGUUUUCUGGCUAAUGUCUGUGAUAUGGAAGCGAAGGAGUGUGUUUUUUCGAUGGUUAUGUAAAAAUUAACUGCUUAUGUGUGAUUUCGGUCUUGUUGGGCGUCAUAGAUAGCAUCAAGUUUUAUUAAAAUAUUGUAAGUGCAUAUUUAAAUGGCGUAAGAUUGUAUUUGUGAUCGUAUUUUGUCGCAUCAGAAAGAAGCUCUCUGCGUUUAAGGGAAGUAAGUGUAAUAUUGUGGUACAACUGGCAGGGGAUUGAUAGACUACACGCACAGGGCACAGCUAAAAGGAAUGCUGGCAGACAACGUGACUGUGACUGUGCAUUCGAAAGCCUUUUAAAACGGACGUUAAAUAGCGGGGACUUUUGGCAAAUAAAAUAAUUAUAGAAAGAGGAGGACCGACAUGCGAGUUACCAUAACUUAAAGCACAAACCAAAUUAU
This is a messenger RNA of Cryptotermes secundus, 2648 nucleotides long. It is a transcript of the gene Syt4, whose product is annotated as synaptotagmin-4. Lineage: Eukaryota; Metazoa; Arthropoda; Insecta; Blattodea; Kalotermitidae. The record is from RefSeq and is a predicted model, not a curated record. Bases 336 to 1706 code for a protein of 456 amino acids. The transcript is spliced from 9 exons. Gene Ontology annotation, molecular function: SNARE binding; calcium-dependent phospholipid binding; phosphatidylserine binding. Gene Ontology annotation, cellular component: synapse; membrane; axon. Gene Ontology annotation, biological process: regulation of dopamine secretion; cellular response to calcium ion; calcium-ion regulated exocytosis.